AUGGGUUGCGGUGCAUCUUCCUCUGCUUCUGCCCCUAAUGCUGAUGAGGCUGUCAAGGCUGCCCCUGUGGAGGACUCCAAGACUGCGGGCCAGUCGGCUGAGUGUUGCGAAGGUAAACCAGCUGGAGAGGAAUGUAAGGGUGAUUGCAAAGAAGCUCAUAAUGAACCGGAAAAGAAUGAAACUGGAGGUCUUGAAGAUAAGAAGCCAGAAGAGAGUCCCGAUGAGAAGGAAGAAGCCUCUAAGGAUGCCGGGGAGGAGCCUGCGGCGGCUGCUGCUGUAAGAUUCGUUCGGGCUCGUGAUUCGGAGGCUGCUGCAGCUGAAGAAGGUGUGAAGGAGGAAGCUCCCGCCGCUGAGGAGAAGGUGAGGCAUCGUUGA
Messenger RNA from Perkinsus marinus ATCC 50983, 375 nucleotides. Its product is annotated as Brain acid soluble protein, putative. Lineage: Eukaryota; Perkinsozoa; Perkinsida; Perkinsidae. Bases 1 to 375 code for a protein of 124 amino acids. The transcript has 6 exons. The record is from RefSeq and is a predicted model, not a curated record.